CUUUACAGGAUGCACCAUAACGAAAUUCAACUUCGCAGUGGCUAACGGCAUACAACUGCAACAAUUUAAGAGUUUGCAGAUUUGUUGACGUUGUAAUCGUCGAGCCAAAAGUUGAGUGCGUGCUACCGGUCUUACAAGUCCAACUUAAUCAACUACCAGCUGUUCCCAAACUUUUGAUUUAAUCGCCCAAGUUAGAAGCGCGCACGCAGAAAAGCAGAAAUAACAAUUAAGUAACAUAUGGCCAGCACACAAAAGAGAGAUUCAUAUAGUUCCUUAAUAGAGAAAAGCACCGCUAAUAUAAAUACAAAUUAAAAGUAAUAUUCAAAAUAAGCAGAGCAAAAGUUACUCUACAGCAAACAAAAGCACCAAAGAACACAGCUGCUUAAUAUUAAUAGUAAAAUGCAGCAUAACAAGAAAGUGAAGCUGAGAUUUUUCCUAAGAAUUAGCAAACUCAAAAUGCAACAGCCCGCCGUCAGUAGCAAGUAAAUCAGAAAACGAUCAUCAAUUACCUGCUUAACAGCAGGUGUACCGUGUACAAGUGAAUCGACAGGAUAACCAGGCGCUGGGCAUCAGGAUAAGAAACACAACGUGUUGCUUGUUAGCCAAAAACACUUGAGCGACGCUGAGCUUGUUGGCUGCUGCACGAGUGUAAGUGGAAAAACGACAAGAAAAAGAAAUUGGAUUAUAAGUAGAGAUACGUUGGGCACAGUAAAAACAGUUGUUGACAGUGUGGGAAUGUGUGCCUGGUAGAGUCGGGCAGUAACAAGCCGGAAGCAUUAGGGCGUUACGCAUAGCAAAUUAUGAGCUCACAAAUGUCAAUCACUUGAGUUGAAUAGAGGCGCUGGAAGCGACAAAUUCAAAUAUCCCUGUGCAUGUAUCCCAUUUACGGACCAAUUUUACGGCCGAUCGAAGAUAGUUUCCAGCAACUAGAUGACAAGUUGAACGGUACGCACUAAUGCGCAUACACACAGAUAUACUAAAUACGGACAUAUCUUAAAUCUAGCAAAAUAAGUGUGUAAGUGUGUGCGUUUGUGAGUGCGUGUGCGACAUGUGAACAAAGAACGGCUAUUCAACCGGUUGUGCUCAUGCCAAUAAUUUCCUCAACCAAUUACAUGUAUGAGCACAACAACAACAACAUAAACAACAGCAGCAACAGCAACUGCAAUAACAAGAACGUUUCAGAUACCCAAUUCAAAAUGACAGAUGUGUCACAUACAGUUGCAACAACAGCAACGGCAACAGCAACUACAAGUACUACAACAUCUCCGGUUGCUACGACAGCAGAUGCUAACGUAUCUUCUGGCUCCUUGCCCAACCGUAAAGUUGGCUCUAUCGAUGACCCAGCUGACAGCAUAAAUAAAUCCUUUACAAAUGGGGAUGGCCAUCACGCAGAGAAAUUGACUUCAUUUAUAAAAACUGAUAAGCAACACUUGAGUCAAAACAACAAUGAGGGCGCAGUUGGCAGCGACGGCAUGGCAACCAGCUUGACCACCAAUCGUUCGGUUCAAUCACCUACAACUGCCAUGGCAGUUCAACGUGGGCGCACACAAUCCACGGACAAUGGCAGCAUCACGACCAGCACAACUAAUUCGAUUUCCGCUUGCGAUAUGGCAACGUUAAUGCAUUCCAGCAACAACAGCGCAUCCAAUACGGCACUCAACUCACCGGUAAGUUGCUGCAGUCCGACAGUGAAUUCGACGGCGACGACAGCAGCAACAGCCGCGGCGGCAGCGUGCAAUAAUGGAGGCAAGGUAGCGCGUCGUGAGGCCACACAGCAAGAGGUAGACGAGGUGGCGCGUUUGUUCGAGGAAAAACCGGAAGCAUUCGAGAAAUGGCUGAUGGAGCGUGCACCACCAGAGGCGCUGGCGCGAUUGCAUGAAUUCAUCGAUUCACGAAAACCGCCAAAGCGGCCGUCAGUGACGUCCGAUAUAUUUCAGCAGUGGAUGGCGGCGUCGCCGGUACCGAAAUCCAAAUGUCGCUCACUAUCCGCAUCCUCUGGAAAUUCAUUAUUUGAUAGUCGACGCCAUUUAAUGGAACUGGACGAAGGUGAACUAUUCAUGGAGUUGAUUCGUGAUGUGGCCAAUGAAUUGGAUAUUGAUGUGCUAUGCCAUAAAAUACUCGUCAAUGUGGGACUGCUUACUCAUGCGGAUCGUGGCUCAUUGUUUUUAGCCAAGGGACCACCGAACAAUAAAUACCUGGUUGCAAAGCUCUUCGAUGUGACACAGAAGACAGCGCUGAAGGAUGCUGUUAAGAAGGCUAAAUUAGAAGAGAUACGAAUUCCUUUUGGUGUGGGCAUUGCCGGCAUGGUGGCGCAAACAAAGGAGAUGAUCAACAUAAAGGAGGCCUACAAGGAUGCACGUUUCAACUGUGAGAUAGAUUUAAAGACUGGCUACAAAACGAAUGCGAUAUUAUCGAUGCCGAUAUGCAAUUACGAGGGGGAUGUUAUAGGAGUGGCGCAAAUUAUUAACAAAACGAAUGGUUCCAUGGAAUUCGACGAGCAUGACGUGGAGAUUUUCCGUCGUUACCUGACCUUUUGCGGCAUUGGCAUACAAAAUGCCCAACUAUUCGAAAUGUCCGUCCAGGAAUAUCGACGCAAUCAGAUACUUUUGAGUUUGGCACGCAACAUAUUCGAAGAGCAAAACAAUUUGGAGUGCUUAGUGACGAAAAUUAUGACCGAAGCGCGUGAGUUGCUGAAAUGCGAAAGAUGUGCCGUAUUUUUGGUGGACUUGGAUUGUUGUGAGGCGAGUCAUUUGGAAAAAAUUAUCGAAAAACCAAAUCAACUGCAAAGUCGACUAAAUCGCGCGAUCAAAGAUGUUAAUGCCGAUGAAAAUGAUGAUAAACAGAAGGCGCGCACCCGCUUCACAGUGCUAUUCGAGCUGGGUGCCUCCAAUCAAUCGGCCAACAUUUCACGACCCUCCGUCAAUGAUCUAUGCAAUUCCACUUUGGCACAGAUUGCACAAUUUGUUGCAACCACCGGGCAGAUAGUGAAUAUCAGCGACGUUCACGAGUGGGUGCGCGAGCAUAAUCAGAUACGUACCGAGAAUGAAAUUGAUGCGACCAAGGCGAUCUUGUGUAUGCCGAUAGCGAAUGCGCAGAAGACGGUUAUUGGUGUGGCGCAGUUGAUCAAUAAGAGCACCGGUUUGCCCUUCACCGACUCGGAUGUCUCAAUUUUCGAAGCUUUCGCUAUAUUUUGUGGUCUAGGCAUACACAAUACGCAAAUGUACGAGAAUGCCUGUAAAUUGAUGGCCAAGCAGAAGGUGGCAUUGGAAUGUCUGUCCUAUCAUGCGACCGCCAGCGCGGAGCAGACCAACAAGCUGGUCAGCGAUAAAAUUGGGUCUGCCGAAACAUAUGAUCUGUAUAGUUUUAAGUUUAUAGACUUUAAUCUCUGUGAUGAUGACACUUGUCGCGCCGUCUUGCGCAUGUUUCUGCAAUGCAAUCUAGUCGCACAAUUUCAAAUACCCUAUGAAGUCAUUUGUCGUUGGGUGCUUAGUGUACGCAAGAAUUACCGUCCCGUUAAGUAUCACAAUUGGCGCCAUGCACUCAAUGUGACCCAAACAAUGUUCGCUAUGUUGAAGACAGGCAAAAUGGAACGUUUCAUGACUGAUUUGGAAAUACUGGGCCUUUUGGUGGCCUGUUUAUGUCACGAUCUCGAUCAUCGUGGCACAAAUAAUGCAUUCCAAACAAAAACCGAGUCCCCACUGGCUAUACUUUAUACGACAAGCACCAUGGAGCAUCAUCACUUUGAUCAGUGUGUAAUGAUUUUGAAUUCGGAAGGCAAUAAUAUAUUUCAGGCACUUUCGCCCGAAGACUAUCGUUCCGUCAUGAAAACCGUGGAAAAUGCUAUACUUUCAACCGAUCUGGCGAUGUAUUUCAAGAAGCGUAAUGCUUUCCUAGAACUUGUCGAAAAUGGCGAAUUCGAUUGGCAAAGUGAGGAGAAGAAGGAAUUACUAUGCGGCAUGAUGAUGACUGCGUGUGAUGUGAGUGCCAUAGCAAAGCCAUGGGAGGUCCAGCAUCGCUUGGCCAAACUGGUGGCGGAUGAAUUUUUUGAUCAGGGUGAUCUCGAGAAACUGCAGCUAAACACGCAACCAAUUGCAAUGAUGGAUCGUGAGCGCAAAGACGAGUUGCCCAAAAUGCAAGUGGGCUUCAUAGAUGUCAUCUGCUUACCACUCUAUCGUGUGCUUUGCGAUACUUUCCCCUGGAUAACGCCACUGUACGAAGGCACGCUGGAGAAUCGACGCAAUUGGCAAGAUUUGGCUGAGAAAGUCGAAAUGGGUCUCACUUGGAUUGAUCACGACACAAUCGAUAAGCCAGUGGAGGAGUUUGCCGGCUGUGCCGACGAAGAGAUCAAGGAUAUUGAAUUCACUGUGACCACACUCAAUUGCCAUCCGCAACAGCAGCACGGCGAUGAUGCCUCCACGCCGGAACAUCAUCGUGGUAGUACGCGGCUAAGUAUCAAAAAGACAGGCGCUCUGGGUAAGGCGGUACGUUCGAAGUUGACCAAAACUCUAUACAACAGCAUGGAUGGCGUGAAACAGAAGUCAUCAUUUAAACUGCUGGAUUCCCAUCUGAGCGAAGAUUUAGAUGAUAAAAGUCCGACAAGUCCUUCACAGCCCACGGUGGCGGGUCCCGGUCACAUUUCUGCUUCGUCAUCCACAUCGUCGGCGGGCACACUCAGCACGGCUGACAAAUCGAAGAAACGUUCCAAACUAUGUUCGCUAUUGUGACGUAAGCCCUCCAAUUAGAAUUUGGUGACCUCCACCGCAGAUAAGAACAGCAGUGGUGGGGGGUCGACCGACGUCUAAUUGGAGUUCAGAGCGCAAGCAGAGGUUUAGAAAAAGUAAUAUUUUUUAAUGAACGCAGGAAAUUAAGUAAUUUGUGAGUAGGAAUGAAAUCCAGCGUGCAAAAUAUGCUACACGCAAAAUAGGAAAUUAAGAAGAAGCAGAGCUAAAAAACCAAACAAGUAACCAAAAAUCAAAAUUUUUAGUGAAAAAAGCAAGAAACAAUUUUAGAAGAAAAUCAAAAGAGUUAAAAAACAAAAAAUGGUUUAUUCGCGAGUGCACAAGAACAAAAAACAAAAACAAUUUGAGAAGUUUUCUGGUUUUUCAAAAAUAUUUGAGGUGAAAAUAUCAGCAAUAUUUUAGUGCAGCAAUUUAAUAGCGAAAUACUUACAAAAAAAAAAGCUAUUAAAAAGGGAUUUCAUCAAAACAAGAAUAAAAAUUUAAUAUUUAUAUGUUAAAUAUUAUCUUAGAGACUUUAAGAUGCAUAAAUUUCUUUUUGGCGAAACAGAAAUAAGUAAAACUAAAUAGCUUCAACAUUUUUUAAUUUUUUUUCGAAAUGGAAGGCGCGUUGCUGCACUCCAAACGUUUCAGAGCCAGUUUUUCAGUGUAAGCAUAAAGAAUUUAGGAAUGAGAAACUACAAUCCUGUUCAGUUUGUUUAGCAAAACUCGGGUAGGAAAUUUUACCACACAAAAAAAAAUUAUACUCUGAUUCUAUUAGAAUCCAUUAACUUCUUAGGCGUCGAUGGACGAGCGAGAAUGGAGAGUAAAAUUUCAAGGCCAUGCAACGUUUUGGGUAUUUUCGUUCCGCGAGAGAGAAAAAAGAGAUAAUUUAGAGGAAAAAGAGAGAAAGAGAGCUUUACCUUAUAUAUAUCUUAGAUACACUUUAGGCUAUUUUUUCUGAGUUUUUCCUUGUGGUUGCUAAUUUCUAGUGAGAAAUAACACUGCCUAAUUGUGGAGCUUGCUUGUUGGUGCAAACUUGUAGGGACUAUAUUUUUGUUGCCUACUUUUUGGCGUUGUAUUUCCCUAAUGCCUACUGUUUGGGGCGUGUUUUGGUCCCAAUUUUUGCCACGGUUUCCGUCCGGCGUUUACCUACGGUCGACCCUUCUCCGUUUUUUGUGAAUUUGGUCUAUUUGUAUUCUCUGCAAAUGUUGUAAAUUUAUUCAGAUAUAAUAUAUAUUCUUUCUUUCUCUCUCUCAUUCUCUCUCGGCUCCCUCCCUCUUUCUUUGUCUGCCUUGAAAGUUUCAUUUCUGUUAUGUGUACUACGCUACACGCACUUUUUUUGCUUGUUCCAACAUCCCAUUAUUUGGGAGGCACUUAUAUAACACGGCGGCAGCUUUGCUGUGAGUCAAAUGUUUACACUGUUUUAUCGUAUUCUAAUUUAAAACUGAACUAAUAGGUACAGGUGUAAAUGUUAUAACAAUAAAUAUGUAUUACUAAUUUACUGAAGGAAAUUUCUGUGAUGCGGCGAGAAUUCAGCAGAUCCGCUUUUUGAAGAUCAUAGAUCAGGUGCUUCUCUAAUUUGAGCUUAUUGUGGUUUUCCGACAGAUUUACGUGAACGAAUCCGUGGGCCGAUAUGAUCAGUUGGCAGACCUUUCUGAGUUUCCACUGUCGCUUGAUGUCAAUCCCCAAAUCGGAGUAUUUGCUGAUUUUCUCUGUGUACGUAUUUACCACAAAUAUGUCAGGUCUAUUAUGAGUUCUUGUGAUAUUCGUAAGGAUUGUUCUGUCAGAAUAGAGAAGCUCUUCAUGCACUGGUUCUGGAACAUAUAUCUGUAAUAGGGUGUCUUCUCACGGUGAAAAUCGUACAUUUGAACAAGUCGCAGGUGUAUAAUUUUUGCAACAUCGUUGUGCCGUUUAAGGUAGAAAGAGUUUGUUAAUAGCGUACACCCAGCUAGAACAUGGCUUAGAGUUUCGCCAGGGCCACCACAUCUACGACAUAUGUCUUCCGGAGCAUUGGGCUCUCUGAUGAUGUACCUUACAUUAUUUCACAUGGGUACUACUCCAUCUUGCAUAGCAAAUAUAACACUUUCUGCUUCCGCGAAAAUUCCUUUAUUGUUUAAUCAUAAGUGCGACAGUUUCAUGUCGAUAUGCGGGCUUUUGAAUUCGUUGUAACAUACGCCAUGUAUGGGCAUUCGUGACCAUUGUUCAACUUUGUCUAUUUUAGUUGUAGUGUUCGUGCUGCUAAACUCGUGCAGCAUUUUGAGAGGUGUAAAUUUGUCAUUAGCGGGAUCAGCUUGUCAUGCAGUGCUCCAACGUCAAUUGCACCUCUACCUCCUUCUUUCCUAGGCAGUGCAAAUCUCAACACUUAGGAUGAUGACUGCUUUUAGGAUGAUGACAUUUAUGCUUCGCCAUUAUUGCCCACAUCUUGCGUUCCAAGUUGUUCAGUUCAGUUGUUGACCAUUUUACUAUGCCAAAACUAAAUGAAAUUGCAGGUAUUACAAAUGCGUUCAUAGCUCUGAUCUGGUUAUUUCCAUUCAGGUUUGUCUUGCAAAGUACGUGGAGGUGUCUUUUGUACUCGGCUAUAAGCUUUUUCCUCAUUUGCACUGUUUCAACAUUGUUGUUUUGUAAUACACCAAGGUACUUAUAAACUUCACCUUUUUCCAUUUCCUUAAUAUUCGCUGUCGUGUUGUCAUCUGCAACCGGUUCAACAUUUAUGACUUUGCCCUUUGCAAUUUCUAUUUUUCGGCAUUUAUUAUAUCAAGUCGUAUGGACAUUCGGAUAUCUUUAGAGAAGCUAAUUACACAUUGUAUAAUUUUUUUUUUUUUUUUAACAUUUGUACAAUAAUAAAUUACUUAACAAAUAAUGGCUUGACAGCGCUAGCAACAAAAGCCUUCAACUACAUAUCUAUAAAAAAAUUAAAAGUUAAUUGAUAAUGGAUUAGUGAUUCCUAUUACAUUCGUCUUAACAAAUCAGUCCCUUUCAGCAAUUUAUACAGCUCAUCAGUAUCCCCAGUGGUUGUCUCUCUCAGAAGAUCGAGAGGGUCGAUUGCACAAAAGAUUUCGUGUCGAAGUUUUGACAUACUUUUUGAAGUGAAACUUCUUGAGGCGCGUCGGGGGCCCCAAGGCAGAUUGAAAAUAGGCGAGUGAAACGGUAAGUUCGGAGCGUUACCGAAAUCCGUCAAAUGGGCGGGGCCAAGGAGCAGCUGCUCCUUCCCACUCUUGCCUAUUCGCUCUCUCUCAUUAAUUUGUAUAUGCAUGU
This is a messenger RNA of Anastrepha ludens (Mexican fruit fly), 7973 nucleotides long. RefSeq names its product cGMP-specific 3',5'-cyclic phosphodiesterase. The record is from RefSeq and is a predicted model, not a curated record. Gene Ontology annotation, biological process: signal transduction. The transcript has 15 exons. Lineage: Eukaryota; Metazoa; Arthropoda; Insecta; Diptera; Tephritidae. The coding region runs from base 1086 to 4724 and encodes 1212 amino acids. Gene Ontology annotation, molecular function: protein binding; 3',5'-cyclic-nucleotide phosphodiesterase activity.